Molecule: messenger RNA, 953 nt
Organism: Solanum verrucosum
Lineage: Eukaryota; Viridiplantae; Streptophyta; Magnoliopsida; Solanales; Solanaceae
Product: beta-carotene isomerase D27, chloroplastic
Exons: 6
Coding region: 99-917 (272 amino acids)
Molecular function (GO): iron ion binding
Source: RefSeq, a predicted model, not a curated record
GUGUGCAAAACAGAAAAUGCAACAAUGAAAUCUUGGUCCAUUGCCUGGACUGUUGAAGUCACACGAUAUGCAUCAGCUUUAACACAUAGCUAAUUAGCAUGGUGCUACUUAGCAUCCCCUAUUCAUCCCCAUCUUUCAACAAUUAUACUACCUUUUAUCACUCGCAACGACAAAGCCAAAGCCAAAGCCAGAGUCGAUAUGUUAAAAUUGGUAUCCGAUGUGGGAUAGCAGAGCCAUCAGGGGAACCAGCACCAUUAGGACAGAAAACAAAGUACAAUGAUGGAUUGUUUGAGAAGGCAUUCAUGACUCUAUUCGCACGCAAGAUGGAGAAUUUUGGAGCCAGUAAAAAAGAGUCUGAUCAAAAGAAAAAAGGUUUUUUUGAUUAUGAUUACGAUAGUUUUGUGGAUGUUUCGCGGAAAGUGAUGCAGGGGAGGUCACGGUUACAGCAGCAGCAAGUUGUUCGUGAAGUCCUCAUGUCUAUGCUUCCUCCUGGAGCUCCUGCUCAGUUUAGGAAAUUGUUUCCACCAACCCAGUGGGCAGCAGAAUUCAACGCCACAAUUACUGUGCCUUUCUUCUUCUGGUUAGUUGGUCCUUCGGAGGUUGUCGAAGUGGAGGUAGAUGGGGUGAAGCAGAAAAGUGGAGUUCACAUAAAAAAGUGCAGGUAUUUGGAGAACAGUGGGUGUGUAGGAAUGUGUGUGAAUAUGUGCAAAAUACCAACACAAGACUUCUUCACAAAUGAAUUCGGACUUCCAUUAACAAUGAAUCCAAAUUUUGAAGACAUGAGUUGUGAAAUGAUUUACGGACAAGUACCACCGCCAUUUGAAGAAGAUCCUGUCUCCAAACAACCUUGUUAUGCGAGUAUAUGCACCAUUGCAAAUCCCAGCUCAAAUGUCUGUCCAAAACUCAGUGCGAAUUAGGUGGAGAUCAGUUUGGUCAAUUAUGCCGAUGGGGGG